AAUGUGAAGUUUUAUACAUUAAAUAAAAUGAGUGUCCUUUUUAAAAAGGAAAAUUUCUGUGCACUCGAUCACCAGGGUUAUAUUUCAAAAACAUACGAGAAAGUAAUUAUUACACCCGAUAAGUUUAAAUCUUAUGCUCUUGCAGGAUCAAUAUUUUCAAUAUCUAAUAAUUUUACAAGCGAUCUCAAAAGUGGAAAUUCUAGAAAACGAAAAAAAGACAAAAGUAUUAUUAAUCAAGAGGCAUCGUCGGUACAAAUAAAGUUUGAGAAAUUUCUACAAUUUAUAUCAAUAGAUGUUAUUGAACAUUUCAAACAGAACUACAAUUUGGUAGAUACUUCAUCUGUAAGAAAUAUUGCAAAGAAAUACUUUGAAUCUACUAUUUUUGAACAUGCAAACAUAAGUGGAGGAAAUGAUUCAAAUUUGCCAGUUAAAUGUAAAAUUUGUGAUGAUUAUUUCCUAAUACCUCAAAAUUCACGAUUUUUGUGUGGAGAUAUUAAAGAUGGUUGUAAAAAACUUCAUGGUAAUAAAUAUAAUAUUGUGAUAGCAGAUCCUCCUUGGUGGAACAAAUAUAUUAGACGGUUGAAAGCUGCAAACUCUAAGUUAAGUUAUUCUAUGAUGUAUAAUGAAGAUAUAGCAACAAUACCAGUUACAAACCUUUUUGCUGAUAACUGCCUUGUUGCAGUUUGGUGCACCAACUCACCAAGUAAUGUGACUGCCUUGAAAGAGUUAAUAUUCCCUAAUUGGGGUGUAGAGUAUGUGACAACGUGGUAUUGGCUCAAAGUGACCAGAGAUUUGAAACCACUCUGUGAAUUUAACACUGGAUGUAAAAAACAGCCGUAUGAGAGAUUAAUUAUAGGGAAGGUUGGUGAUGUGAAGAAUAUUCCAGAAGAAAAUUUGAUUGUGAGUGUACCAAGUGCAUUACAUUCACACAAACCACCAUUGUUAGAUAUUUUAUCCUCAUACAUAGCACCAGAGAAGCCUCAAGCUUUGGAACUAUUUGCAAGAUACUUACUUCCAAAUACAACUAGUAUAGGAUAUGAACCACUCAAGUGGCAACAUAUUUCACUGUUUGAAGUUUUAGAUCAAAACAAAACAGAUUUAUGUGCUCUCAAUGAGCAAAAUUUGACAUAA
This is a messenger RNA of Papilio machaon (common yellow swallowtail), 1131 nucleotides long. It is a transcript of the gene Mettl4, whose product is annotated as N(6)-adenine-specific methyltransferase METTL4. Bases 28 to 1131 code for a protein of 367 amino acids. The record is from RefSeq and is a predicted model, not a curated record. Gene Ontology annotation, cellular component: RNA N6-methyladenosine methyltransferase complex; nucleus. The transcript is spliced from 5 exons. NCBI's taxonomy places the organism in Eukaryota, Metazoa, Arthropoda, Insecta, Lepidoptera, Papilionidae. Gene Ontology annotation, molecular function: methyltransferase activity; nucleic acid binding.